CGUAGAGUUUAAGCUAUCUGGGGAUGCUCCAAAAUCGUCGAAAGAGGAUAUAUUUCUGUCCUUAUUUUAGAUCGUACAUGAUAUAUGUGUGCACAUAUGAUUGCGUGCGUGCGUGCACUUUUACAAUGAAGGAUAAAAAAUAUAUGUUUCUCCUUCUAUCGGUCAGCGAUAGUCUCGCAGGGGAGAAAUAUAAUGACAUCUAUAGGUAUACAAGCUCUAUGGCGAUGAAGCGCGCGUAUCAUUCGUGGCUUCGUGGUGGUCACGCUACGAACUAAAAUGACAUGGCCGAUAUACGGAGCUAUGUCAGCUAUCAACGACACUCGGCUCUCAUUUCUCUGAUGCAUCGCCGACUCUCUCGUUACGCCCUAUUCCAUCGAGCCGGUUUCGAUUCGGUGAUAUUUUCAAGCACGCGGUGCAAGCGAACGAUCCUCGGCUCGAUUUAAAGGCUCGAAGGGCGACGAGCUUAAUUAACGAGAGGCGUCGAACGGGGCGGAGGAGGGGAAGAUAUUCCGAGUGUGGGGAAGAGCAUACACACUUUGACACACGGACACGAACGUCUGUCGUGUCAUUUGGGUAACACGCGUCGCACGAUACGGUAUACGGGACGAGCGUCCUCGUCGUAAGGACGCUUGAUUCGUUGCGUGUGCUGUGUGUGUGUGUGUGUGUGUGUGUAUGUGUGUAUGUGCGUGUGGGUGCGUACGCGCGAUUCGCGAAAGGGACGAUGGAUUACGUGCUGAUAAAGGAUAUCCGGGCGGGUCAGAAGAACAUCAACGUAGUGUUUAUCGUUUUGGAGGUUAGCCACCCUACCAUCACUAAAGAGAACCGCGAAGUUCGAACGUUCAAAGUGGCCGACAGCACCGCUUGCAUGAACGUCUCCAUCUGGGACGAGCCCGGUCAGCUCCUCAUGCCGGGUGACAUCGUACGGCUCACCAAGGGCUACGCGUCCGUCUGGCGGCAAUGCCUGACUCUGUACUCGGGCAAGAACGGGGAUAUACAGAAGAUAGGAGAGUUCUGCAUGGUGAUCAACGAGCAGGUCAACAUGAGUGAUCCGAAUCCGAUGCUGUCGCAGCAGUUGGUCAAUCAGAGCGGCUCGGGUCCGCCCGGCAACAACGUCAACAACAGCAUCACCAACAACGGCAACGCCAACAGUAUCUCGGGUCAAUCGGGACGACAGCCCUUGGCCAUCCAAACUAACACAACAACUCCCAGUAGUGGAGCUGCGGCUAGUACGACGACUGCAAAGAGCGGAAACGGCGGCAGCGGUAACGGGAACAAUGUUGGAAGCGGAAGCGGUAGCGGUAGCGGCAGCGGCGGCAGCUCCGGUCUACCCGGUGGCUCGGUACGAUAUUCGUCGUCAGAUUCGACAACAAAAUCGGCACCGACGACCAAGAGCAAUUCGCGAGGUCGCGGCAGCUAUAGAAACGGCGGUCGCAGCGACCGGAGAUAACACACAAGAAGGAAGCGGUUGAUCAUAUACGUGUAACGAACAAACGUGUGUGCGCAACAGAUUUGCGUUUGUGUAUAAUAUACUUUUUUUUUAAACUUUGAUUCUUGACGCGACUUGAGUGAGAAGUAUGUGUUUUGAGAUAUAGCGGCCGAUUGUUGCAUGUACUAUACCUGUAUGCGAAUGCGAGUUUUACGUGGAUAUCAUCAGUAAUUAUCACCAAUGAUGGAUGUUCGAUUCAUCUUUUGAGAAAUUAUUUUCGAAUAAUUCUAUCGCGCGUAGUUUCAAAUAUUGUGUGUCUGAUUAGUCUUGCAAAUUUAAAAAAUCUGUAAAAAUCCUUUUAUCCUUUUCUCUGUAUAUUUGAAAAUUUUUAAAAUUUUUCUUUUAUUUAAAAGAUGUGUGAUAAUCUUAGCAAAUGUAAAAGUCUUAAAACCUUUGAAAGUUUUGAAAAUCUGAACACAUUAAAAAUUUUAUUUAUGUGUAUAAUACAAUAAAAAUUAUAUAUUAUAUCAUACAUAUAUAAAACUCUGUAGAAUGUGUAACAUAUUAUAUUUAUAAUGUAUAUUAAUUAAAACAUAAAAAUAAAUUAAUAUUAAGGUUAAUAGUUAAUUUUUAGUUAAGAAAUUGGUAAAUAUAAUAUAUAUAACGAACAUCUCAAUGAUCACCUUUUUCAUUUUGAAGUAUAUUUUGCAGAAUGAAAUCCUGAUAAAAUAAUUCGCAUUUUAAAAUAUUUAUAUCUUUUAUGCUACUUUUUAUUUUUUUUGCUUUUAUAUAAUAUUUACACAUACACAUAUAAAUUAAUUAAAAUUUAUAUUUAAAAUUUAAAUAUUACGCGCGUAUUUUUAUUAUUUUCAUACUAUAUAUAUAUAUAUAUAUGUGUGUGUGUGUGUGUGUGGUGUGUGCGCGCGCGCGCGCGCGCGUGCGGCGUGCGUGCGUGCGUAUGCGUGUGCGUGUGUGUAUUUAUAUACGUAUGUAUGUAUAUAUGCCGAUUUUGCCGUCGAAUCUGACGAUGAAUGUAUUAAAAAAUGCAAGAUACAUUAAGAUUAAAAAAAAAAAAUUCUUCAAGACUUUUACCAUUGUUAAGAUUUUUAUAAACUUAAUUAUUAAAUCUUAUAAUAUCCAGAAUGUUUCAAAACAUGCUUGUUAGUCUAUCAUUGCUCGUCAGUCAUUCUAAUCUGUAAAUAAUAAUUGAAAAAUCUCGCGUCUAAAAAAAUUGUUUAUGAAUGUUCGAGUUCUCAGCGAUCAUCCUUUUCGUGGAUGAUGCUCUUCACUGCAAUGAAAACAGAGCAUCCUAUGGCAUCCUAUGGCUUAAUGUCAGUAAAACGAGUAUGUAAUAUAUGAAGGAGUAUUCUCUUCAUUAGCACAAUAAUUUAAAAUUUUGAGAAAAAAUACAUUUUAUUUCAAAGAAAAUUUAGAUGAGAUAAAAAACGAUAAUUUUAAAUAAGAUCUAAAAUGUUAAUAUGGACAAAGCGAUUUCUAGUCAACUGCAUGUUUACAGAAGAAGAUAUGUCAAGUGAAAGUCUCAGUCUUGAGUUUUUUAUAUAUUAUAGAAAAAAUUCAAUGUGGUUAUAACUUCGUGAAAUCAUUUUUACUAGUUUUUAAAUAUUACGCGAAUAUUCAUAUUUGAUUAGGUUGAACAUUGACUUCAUUAUCACCUUGAAUGAUACCAACUAUUAUUAACGCGGAAUAGUCCACAAUCGAGAUUGACAAAACUGAUGACAUUAUUACAAUAUGUAAUAAUAAAAAUACUCUCCUUAUAUGGUGCAAAUAAAAAAAAAUCUGAGACUAAUGGAGAAUGAACGAAUUAGAAGACAAAUUGAAUUGAAAUAAAAAAAUUCGCUUAUUGAUAUA
Cataglyphis hispanica is the source of this 3295-nucleotide messenger RNA. Its product is annotated as SOSS complex subunit B homolog. The coding region runs from base 722 to 1447 and encodes 241 amino acids. Gene Ontology annotation, molecular function: DNA binding. Gene Ontology annotation, cellular component: SOSS complex. Gene Ontology annotation, biological process: double-strand break repair via homologous recombination; mitotic cell cycle checkpoint signaling; response to ionizing radiation. Lineage: Eukaryota; Metazoa; Arthropoda; Insecta; Hymenoptera; Formicidae. The transcript is spliced from 2 exons. The record is from RefSeq and is a predicted model, not a curated record.